Messenger RNA from Melozone crissalis (California towhee), 3024 nucleotides. RefSeq names its product decaprenyl diphosphate synthase subunit 1 (gene PDSS1). Gene Ontology annotation, biological process: isoprenoid biosynthetic process; ubiquinone biosynthetic process. The transcript is spliced from 8 exons. Gene Ontology annotation, molecular function: prenyltransferase activity. Bases 1698 to 2435 code for a protein of 245 amino acids. The record is from RefSeq and is a predicted model, not a curated record. NCBI's taxonomy places the organism in Eukaryota, Metazoa, Chordata, Aves, Passeriformes, Passerellidae. Gene Ontology annotation, cellular component: transferase complex; mitochondrion.
CCAAUGAUUGUGGUGCUAAUGGCUCGGGCUUGCAACAUUCACCAUAAUAAUUCCAAGAAGUCCAGUCUGCUGACAUAAUUAAUGAAAAAGGGAAUCCCCAAAAGGAGAGCAGUGCAUGAAAGAGGCUGGAGACCUUUACAGUUUUUUGAAGGUAAGUUUUCUCCUACUUAGUAAGAGUAAUUCGUUUUGGAAAACUAUUUACACUGAACUAGCAUUUGAUUAAAUCACUAGUCCACAUUAAGACUUGCCUCCAAACAACUAUGAAGGUUUCCAGCUCUUAUUUUCUGCUGUGUAAAAGCCAUAUUUUCACAGCCUAUGAGCUACCCGUUCAUCCUGCUAUUGUUCAGGAUGUAGAACUCCCACUGACAGCAGUGCAGAAUUCUGUGUAGAGGUAGGUGUCAGAAUGCAGUGUUAUGUCAGCAGACUGCAAUAUGUUCUUUCAUUUUGUGAUUAAUCACUACAUUUUAAAGGACAUAGGCAGUGCAGGAAAGUUUUAAAUUCCCUUAACUGCGGUGAAAUUAUCUUCUGGCUCAGUUCUUUUUCUGUUCUCCUGUAAAAUAGUAUGAUUUUCUCUGUUGUCUGUGUACCAGAAGUACAUUAUUUAAAUAUCAGAAGUAGUUUCUUUCUUGUGUUGUGGGUUUUGGUUUUUUUGUGUUAUUGUUUUGUUUGUGGGGCAUUUUAAAUGUCCAUGUGGCCUUGUUACACCUAUGAGGCAGGGCUGACUGGGACAGCCAUUUCUGGGAUCCUGCAUGUAACCCAUGAUGAAAACAGAAAAAUACCAGAAGACAGUGGAAGCUGGAUACUAAGGGAGAUGGUCCUUUGUGUGAGCUAGGUUGGCUCUUUUAUGUGCCUUUUGCCAGUUUUGUUCUCUAGAUAGUUGCUUCUGUGUUCUUCCCUUACCUUCUUUUCACCUUGUUUAAAAAAAAGAAAAAUGGUGUGAACUACUGAGAGUUGAAUCAUCAGUGUGAAAUCUUCCCAAAAGCUGAGUUCCAGUAAGUGUUAGGUAUUUGGUGUUUACAGUCCUAAAGUGCUUGCAGUGGAAUUCUAGUUAAUUCCUCAGGCUUCUGAAGAACCUCUGGGGUUUUAAGGUAAUCAGAUAACAUAAAGGAUAAGAUCUAUGAGUUAUAUCUUUCAAAUGUAGAAUGCAGGUUUCUGUUCCUUCUGAUCUCUCCAGCUUGCUGCUUGGUAGAGUUAUCCAGCUGUAGAGAGGUUGUGAUGCCAUGAUUAUAGGUAGAGCAACAGGGAUAAGGAAAACUUAAACUCAUCUACAGAGCUACCUGUCAUUCUUUUCUCUGCUGUUUUCCAGAUGUCAGACAUGGAGCCAAGCGUCCUUGAUGCUGUGCUGUUUAUUGCAGUCUGGAUUUAGAGGGAUUACAGUCAAUAACACAGGAGUUUUGCAGUACUGUUAAUGCAGCAAUGUAGAAAUAGGCCUCAUGAGGAUGGACCCAUCCCUCUGCACUUACUGUACUAAUGUGAUCUUACUUUCUCUUGUCUUCCUAAUUCCAGGUUUGAAAGAAGGGGUGAGACCAGGAAAAAGCUGUGACAGCUGUUUUCAGAGAAACAUUUUUGUUUGGUUUUUAACCGAGAUUCUGUAGUGUAUUGCAGCAUACAGAAUUGAUUUAAUUAUUUGACAGUUCUUGUUUUUUGAUUUUAGGGAGGUGCAAGCAAGCCAGCGCUCCGUGGCCAUAAUUGCUGAGAUGAUCCAUACAGCCAGUCUAGUUCAUGAUGAUGUCAUUGAUGAUGCAAAUUCUCGCAGAGGAAAAAGGACACUUAAUCAAAUCUGGGGAGAGAGGAAAGCUGUUCUAGCUGGCGACUUCAUCCUCUCAGCUGCUUCUGUAGCUUUAGCACGAAUUGGAAAUACCACUAUCAUCUCUGUUCUGACUCAGGUGAUUGAAGAUCUGGUGCGUGGUGAAUUCCUCCAGCUGGGUUCCAAGGAAAACGAGAAUGAGAGAUUUGCUCACUACCUCGAGAAGACUUUUAAGAAGACGGCGAGUCUGAUAGCAAACAGUUGUAAAGCAGUUUCAAUUCUAGGCUGCCCUGAUCCCAAAGUUCAUGAGAUUGCAUACCAGUAUGGAAAAAACGUUGGCAUAGCUUUUCAGUUGAUAGAUGAUGUGCUGGAUUUUACAUCGUGUGCUGACCACCUGGGGAAACCAACAGCAGCAGAUCUCAAGCUUGGAUUAGCCACAGGCCCUGUCUUAUUUGCCUGUCGACAGUUUCCAGAAAUGAAUGCUAUGAUAAUGAGGAGAUUCAGUAAGCCAGGAGAUGUUGAGCGUGCAUGGAAGUAUGUGUUGCAGAGUGAUGGUGUGCAGCAAACCACCUACCUCGCCCAGCGCUACUGCCACGCGGCCACGCGCGAGAUCCGCAAGCUGCGCCCGUCCCCCGAGAGAGAGGCCCUGGUGCACCUGACAGAAAUGGUUCUCAUGCGGGACAAGUGAGACAGCUCCUUCCACUCCUUCUGGCAGCUACUUUACCAGACUGUGCCUACAUUUAUUUCAAAAGUUACUUGCUUCCAACACAAGCCACCAAAAAUUAUUUUUUUAAAAAAACCUUUUUUUUUUUGAAGGUUUACUUUACUUUCUUUUUUUUUAAACUAAAGUUUAAAGUGUUUUACUGAAGGAAGCCAUGCAAUUCAGAGCAAAUCAAACUGUGCUGUACAAUUGUUUUAGUGGGGGGUAUUGAUUGUGGGGGAUGGGGAAGAUGUUUACAUGUUGAUGCACAAAGGCCACAAUGAGAAUAAAUAUAAAUCAGUGUAUGAAAACUGAAGCUGUUCCAAAUUUCACUUGUUUACACUAAUAAAGAGAGCAUGCAUGUACAGGAGCUGGUAAACUCCUCUGAAGAGAGGGGGUUUGGAUAUUUCCCUGGCUACUUAACAGAAGCACCUGGAAUUGUAUGUAGAUAGAGAUACUGGUUUACUGUAAAAGACUACAAGUGGAUUUUGAUUAGUUAUUCAUCAGUGAGUUCAAUUCAUGGUAUUGGUGGCUACCUGCUAGCAGUGAACAUGAUGCAGAAUUAGAGAUUGUUACC